Molecule: messenger RNA, 507 nt
Organism: Babesia microti strain RI
Lineage: Eukaryota; Apicomplexa; Aconoidasida; Piroplasmida; Babesiidae
Product: mitochondrial import inner membrane translocase subunit TIM23, putative (TIM23)
Exons: 2
Coding region: 1-507 (168 amino acids)
Biological process (GO): protein import into mitochondrial matrix
Cellular component (GO): TIM23 mitochondrial import inner membrane translocase complex; mitochondrial inner membrane
Molecular function (GO): transmembrane protein transporter activity
Source: RefSeq, a predicted model, not a curated record
AUGGAUGAUUACUUAUCUACUGGUCAUGUCAAUAACGAUUUGUCAAUAUUUAAAAAUCGAAAAAAUGUCCGUCCUUUACAAAUUGAUCGCAAUCUCUACCUAAAAGGUUAUGGAAGGCAUUGGGGCGAAAAACUAACCUAUUCGGUGGGUCUAGCUUAUGGUUCAGGCUUGCUUCUUGGCGGUUCAUAUGGGUUUUUUAAAGGCGUAAUCAAAGGAGGGGCUACUAGGAGGUUAUAUAUCAACUCAAUACUCAACUUUUGCACUACUUUUGGGCCAAAAUUGGGGAAUUCUGCUGCUUGCAUAACAUUUUUGUAUUGCGGAUUUAACCAUAUUGUUAAGUUUGCAAGGAAUGAUGUGGAUGAUGCCCUAAAUCCAAUUCUAGCUGGCGGAUUAUCCGGCGCUAUGUACAAGGUGGCUAAGCCUUGGAAGACAUGUCUCAAAUUUACAGUUUUAAAUGCAGCUUCCUUUUCUGCAAUAGAUUAUGCACUAAAAGAGUGGGUAUUCUAA